Messenger RNA from Tetrahymena thermophila SB210, 675 nucleotides. RefSeq names its product transmembrane protein, putative. NCBI's taxonomy places the organism in Eukaryota, Ciliophora, Oligohymenophorea, Hymenostomatida, Tetrahymenidae. The transcript has a single exon. The record is from RefSeq and is a predicted model, not a curated record.
AUGUGCUUCUGCUUCUUUGCUUAGGACAUUUACUAUCAAUACUUGCAAUGGUUUUUAAAGUUCCUCCUUAUUACACUCAUAGAAUUCUCUCGUCUCUCAACAUUUUUCAAGCAAUUCCAAACGGAAUUUUCACAACAAUAGUCGGAUUUAAUAUUAUUUUCAAUAUCAUCUUUGACACGCCCUUCCUCAAAAACCUUCUCAAAUUCAAAGAACUAUAAUAUUAUUUCAAGCAGCUAGCCAAAUCUUCUGGCUAUUUCUUUCUCUACCUAGUUACUAUAGCUUGCUUGUUUGGUAGCAUUGUCACAUUAACGACUGAAAAUAAUUUAGAUAUCGCAUCUAUUUUCCUUAUAGUAUUGUUUAGCUUAUAUUACACAUAUCAACUAUUUAUUUUUUUAAAUAGAAAAUACUUUUGACAAGCAAACAUAUAAACACACACGCAUACACAUACAUACUUAUAAUUUAUUUAUUUAUUAAUUUAUUUUUCUCAUAAAACAACUCAAAACAAAAGAUAGUAUCUAACUAUAUUUAUAUUUCAUAUGUAUUUUAAUUUUAAUAUACAUUUGGCAUGUUUAAUUAAUUUCCUUCAAAGUAAAUAAACUUUUUUAAGGUGAAUAAAUUAAAUUUGAAAUGUAUUAAAGUAAAAUAAAUCAGUAUAAAAAUAAUUAGGAUUUGUGA